AUGCACAGAGGGAAAUUUUUCUUUUUCUGUUCUAUGAUAUUUUCAAUCAAAGUUGUUCAAACUGAACUCGGAUGCUACGGAAAUGAUGACGUAUGUAGAAUCUGCAGCUGCAGAAGCAGAGGUGAAGUCAACUGCUUAAGAGCGAAUUUGGAUAGCAUACCAGAGAAUUUGCCAUGGUGGCUUAGAGUACUUAAUCUGAAGAGAAACAAUAUAACCAUUGUUCACGAAAACGCAUUGAGAAAUUGUUCACUUUUAAAAUGGAUUACCCUGACCAACAACAGAAUUCAACACCUCCCUGAUACGCUCUUUCUUAACUUGUCUGUUUCUUCCAUCGCAAUCAAUUCUAACCGAAUAACUCUAUCGGAUCAAUCUAAAAUUUUUUCACCUCUCAGUCAAACUCUAAGAACGCUUUUAAUUUCUGGCAACAGUAAUAUUUCUCACAAAGUAUUUCAAAAUUUGAAAGCAUUGCAAUUUCUCCAGAUUGACGGAAAUUUAUCUGGCGGAUUCGGCCAGUCGUUUUCAACUUUGACUAAUUUGUCGAUUUUAAAAAUAACAAAGCCACUGGGAAUAGUAACGGAGAAGACUUUCAAAAUAUUUGAACGGCUGCCCAAGUUACAUAACCUGAGUGUGCGAGCUGCUGAUAUAAAGCACAUAGAACCAAAAGCGUUUGUUCAUUUUAAAAAUUUACGGUAUUUAGACUUAAGUAGGAAUAAAAACUUUUCGUUGAUUAAAACAUUUGAGCCGUUGAACCACGUUUCAAAUUCUUUGAAGUCUCUCCGCCUGUCUUAUUUGAUCGAUGACACGUUCACUCCAGUAACAUUGAAUAAAACAUUUUUUGAUGCUAUGAAAAACAAGAAGCUGCAAAAAUUGUGGUUAAAUAAAAAUGAAAUAUUGUACGUAGAAAAUGGAUUUUUGGAAACUUUCAAAAGUUUAACAUAUUUGGAUGUGACGUACAACCGUUUAGAAAAAGUAAAAGGCUUAACAGGAAUGAUUAACUUAGUUAAUUUAACUUGGCUGAAUGCAAGCUAUCAAUCGAAACGUUAUUACGAAAGAGAAGCUUCUGAAGAGGAAAAUUUCAACUCAAUGAAUCAUAAUUUUGAACAUUGUAGAGCCAAAAAACAAAUAGAAUGUGAUUUCAAUGUUUUCAUCGGAAAUAAACCAAUUGGAGACCUUGUCUGGUGUCUUAUUGUACCCAGAAGUUUAAAAGUAUUGACGUUAACAAAUUCAGUGAACGAAAAUUUUGACUGGCUCCCUGCUAUGCUGAUUCUCGGAAAAUUCACUUUAGAAGAAUUUAUUUAUCAAGAUAAUGGUAUGAGGUCUGUUAAAGGGCCGCUGAUCAUCAACUCACCAAGAAAUGCUCGGCCGUUCAAGUUGGAUCUCAGUCGCAAUUUCAUAAACUGCCUGGCACCGGAUUUCUUGAAUUUUAGUAUUUCGCAACGAGGGUUUGUUCUCGGUGAGUUGAACGUGGAGAAGAACGAAUUGGGUGAGCAGAUGCAGAGUGACAUGUUUGGCUUAACAUUUCAAUGCUACUCCAACCUAACUAUCCUAAAUCUUUCUAACAAUAAAAUUAAAAAAUUGCACAAACUGUCAUUUAAGAACCUUCGGCAACUGAGAAUUUUAAAUCUGGCAGAAAACUCUCUUCAAACAAUAGAAUUUGAAAUUUCUCACAUGAAAUAUUUGCAAUAUUUGGAUCUAUCGAGAAAUUUGUUGGUCUCACUGGCCGAUGACACUUGCUAUGUACUGUCCGGUUUAAGUUCAAACUUUUCCACGUCUUUGUAUGGAAAUCCUCUUCAAUGCAACUGCGAAACUAUAAAGUUCAUGAAGUGGGUGCAAUCGAAGAAGGUGACAAUCAACAACAAGAACCACACCAAUUGUCAGAACAGAAGUUCAAAAUUUAUUACACUUUCAAAUCUUGACUCCGCUGUCAAUGAAUUGAGGUUUUUUUGUAACCUCAAACUACCGUUGAUAAUCGGAGGGUCCUUAGUGGGCCUGUUGAUAAUCUGCUCGUUUUUGGGGUUUGUGUUGUAUAAAUAUCGCUGGGACAUCCGAUAUUUUUUAAUGAGCAUGCAGAAAUCUAAAAGGCGGUGCACAUCUUUCCUCGAGUCUCGCAACAGAUAUUACAAGUACGACGCGUUCGUCUGCUACGAGAAGAGCGACAGAAGAUGGGUAGUGACCGAGCUGCUCUACAAUCUCGAAACACCCGACCUAGCGCUCGGAAGACAAUCGAUUUUAAACGGAGGCGCUGUAAACGAUUGCUACGUCGAUGACGACAAAAACCAAUUUGAAAAUGCCGACGAUCGAUUCUUGCUGUGCAUACAUGAUCGAGAUUUCGAGCUAGGGCUGGGCAUUAAGCACAACAUUUCCAUGGCCAUCCACGCAAGCAGAAAAACCUUGCUAGUCCUAACGAACAACUUCCUAAAGAGCAAAUGGUGUAGACACGAACUUGAGAUGGCCAGCUUGGAGAGUCUGGAUCGGGAGUGCAACUUGGUGGUUCCAGUUUUUCUGGAACCCGUUGAAGAAACUUGGGAUAGCCUUUCCUGGCUGACGAAACGCUACACCUACUUAGAGUGGUUUGCCUAUGAUAAGUUGGUGGUGAUAAAACAUUUCAGGGCUCUCAACUGA
Messenger RNA from Helobdella robusta, 2622 nucleotides. RefSeq lists its product as hypothetical. Gene Ontology annotation, molecular function: transmembrane signaling receptor activity; protein binding. Gene Ontology annotation, cellular component: membrane. The transcript has 6 exons. Gene Ontology annotation, biological process: inflammatory response; immune response; toll-like receptor signaling pathway. The record is from RefSeq and is a predicted model, not a curated record. NCBI's taxonomy places the organism in Eukaryota, Metazoa, Annelida, Clitellata, Rhynchobdellida, Glossiphoniidae. The coding region runs from base 1 to 2622 and encodes 873 amino acids.